GUCUAUUUAUGGGUGUCUGUAUCUUGCAUUGGCCUGAAAAUGUACAAUAAAUGGAACAUGCAACUAGAAGAGACCCACGUCCAGCAGUACCUCCAACAAUUGUCCAAGUGCGUGUGUCCCCAGUGUAUCCUGAAGUAAAUCCCGACCAAUUACGAAGGCCACAUCCAAAUCUCAUGAUAUUGACAUUGAUGAAAUAACUCCUUUAACGAAAAAGACCUGUUGAAAGCCGAUACAUCAGACGAUCAGUUCACAUCAAGAUACCGGAAACAUGGAUAAUUGCAUCAGAUGAGGAACUGUCAGAGUGUGCCUUCUUUAGUAAAGAAAGAGAUGGUGCUGUUUCAAAAUGUUCAGUCUAUUAGUCAAGUUUUUAGUUCCUCUACUGCCGUUCCCAUCUCUUUUGAAUCAAACAGAUCACUGAAACCAGUAAGUCGAGAGAGCCAACUCACAGACUUGUUUCGGUUUGUUAGGUCAGAAGGAAAAACAUGACAGAAAAUUAAAAUUUUUCAUCAGACAAAUUGUUCUUUUGAACUCUCCAAAAUAUGGGCGACUUUGCAGUGUUGCAGAUUUGAUCCUUGUGUUUAGGUGGUUUGCAAGGUCAUAUGCACAGAAUCAAUGGUAAGAAUAACUACGACAAAGGGCAGCUUUUUGUGUGCUUCGAUUAAUGUAUGUGUCCAGUGGAAUGUUUGUUGUUUUCUAAUUGUCCACUAAUAUAUCAUAUUACUGCUUGUUUUAUAUUGUUUGUGUUUGUGGCAUGUGCUUGCAAAUAUUGUAAAGCCAUGCUUGAUCAAGAUUUUAAAUAUUGUUCUUUAUGUUUCCUGAUUAAUAAAUACCCUUGCAAAGAUAUCAACAUAGUUACUACAGUGCUAUACAUUCAUCGUCGCUAUUAAAAGUUCUCUUAUUAUUUUUAAGUAUUUGCUUUAUAUUUCAGUUAAAUCAUUAAUAGUUAUGUUCGAUUCCCUUUUGAAAGUAAUAGUUGCGUGAAAGAAAUGAUACAUGUAUACUGUAAAUGCCUUAAUUUUGGACACUUGUUUAAUCAAACACACGACAUGGGGCUCUCACACCCUUUCAUUUCUGCAAUACACAUUGUCUGGGCUGGGCCCCAAUAGCUGUGACCUACUUUGGGUGAUAUGGCCUGUACUCUGAUCAUCUUGGCUGACCACCUUUUAGUGGCCCCCACUCCCCGCCCCUGGCCUUAUACGUCCUAGUAGGCUGGCUCUAAAGGCUAAAGAACAUGCAGAUACAAUUGACCUCAGUUGGAAAGGGCAACGGGGAAUUAGGUACAACCAAUUUACAUGCACUUAACGAUGUACAUUUCAGAAAUAAUUUUCUAACUCGUUAAUCCCCAGGUUCGUAGAUGACCUGCCUCGGAAUCAUACUGUGAACAUCUUCAAACAUAUUUUGACUUGGGAUUGAAUACAAUUUGGUGACCAUUAUACCCCAUCAUAAUUGUCUACACAAGCUGGAAGCAGGAUAUUAUAAAACAGAAAGGUCUCACCAGAUAGUGACAAACAUGGCACAGGUCGAUGCGGAAGCUCUGUUAAAGGCCAACAAAGCUUUGGUGGUUAUUUUUAUCCUAGGAAUUUUUGCAUCCAAUAUUUUUCUACUUUUCAAAAUACUCCGGAAAGGGCGGCUUCUUCAGAGUCAGAGUAAAUUCCUAGUUAUGACCCUCGCUGCGGGUGACAUUUUCCUGGCGUUGUUUUCCUUGGUUAUCUUAGCUCGUCAGCUUUAUGAAAGACAUAUCCAUAUCUCAUGUAAUACACUAAUAGUUUCUAUGAUGUACUCAUCAUGUUUCCUCCCGUUUGUGUAUGGAGUUGGUAUAAUUGUCCUCUGUGGGGAACUCGGUUUCCGGAAAAAACUUCGCUCUUUGAUUCCCAGUCCUUACGUAUCGUCCAUACUGGUGGCCGCGGUACCUUGGAUUGCUGGACUCAUCCUGAUAUUGCCCUUAUAUUUGGCUGGCUUUGAUUAUGUGAGCUGUUCGUAUGGUGAUUCCAUGACAAUUAAUCGGGGAAGGGCUAUUUAUGUCGUUGGCAUUGUUCUUCCAUCAGCUUUGGCUGUGAUCUUCGCUCUCAUGAGCAGCUGUAGGAAAGGUGAUGCAAUAUCUGAGUAUUACGACUCUCCUCAAUCUCAAGAUGUCGUGAUUAGUCAGGCAGUGACAACACAUAACACUCAAGGAUUCCCACAACAGCAGUACUAUCCAGGACCUCCACAACAGCAGUACUGUCCAGGACCUCCACAACAACAGUACUAUCCAGGACCUCCACAACAACAGUACUAUCCAGGACCCCCACUAGAGAAAAACGAUCCUGUGCCACUACCAGCAACAGCACAACAGCCAUACUACCCUGCCUCUCAGCCACCUCCUUACGAAAGGGUUCCACAAGACCCUGGUCUCAAACAACCCGCCUACCCUCCACAACCGAUGCACCCUACACAAGCUGUGAUCCAAACACCAGUGAGCUCGACACAGCCACCCUCAGAUCAACAACUGUUAGCGGCAGUCAGGAAUGAGCAAAGUACCUUGGUCAAAGUUGCUGUUCUUUACGCUAUUUUAUCAUUGCCUAUGGCUCUCUUCACACUUUGCUACACCCUGAACAAGGACCGUAUUGCCAUAGAUCAACUCACUUACACCAUUUUGAUCGAAGUAUUUAAGUGGAUGCUUUAUCUCCGCUCCAU
This is a messenger RNA of Aplysia californica (California sea hare), 2673 nucleotides long. RefSeq lists its product as uncharacterized. The record is from RefSeq and is a predicted model, not a curated record. Lineage: Eukaryota; Metazoa; Mollusca; Gastropoda; Aplysiida; Aplysiidae. Gene Ontology annotation, cellular component: membrane.